Nilaparvata lugens (brown planthopper) is the source of this 677-nucleotide messenger RNA. RefSeq lists its product as uncharacterized. The transcript is spliced from 3 exons. Bases 62 to 496 code for a protein of 144 amino acids. Lineage: Eukaryota; Metazoa; Arthropoda; Insecta; Hemiptera; Delphacidae. The record is from RefSeq and is a predicted model, not a curated record.
UCCUCCCUUCUCAAUAGUUGAUGGCCUAAAUGCAAUCAUAGAUUACAUUAAUGAGGGAGAGAUGGAUGCUCGGUUGCAGAACUUAACAGCUUAUGUGAGGAGAUUCUGGGUGGGUGUGAUUGGCGUGGAGUCAUUGUCUACUUUUGGUUGCGCCAGGAGGACCAACAAUGACCUCGAGUCAUUCCACGCCAAACUUCUCUGUGCGUUUGGCGUGAAUCUCGACAUAUGGAGCUUCAUAAGAAGGCUCCAGUUAAUAGAGAGAACCUCCUAUGACAAUCUCAUUAGAGUACAUAGAGAGAUUGCGGUCAACCGACCGAAAAAAGACAAAGUUACUCGCGAUGUCAAGAAGGCGAUCCGUCGUCUUAUAAACGGCGAGAUCACAAUAAUACACUUUCUGAGUGCAGUGGCUCAUGGUGCCGACAACAUUAUCAAUAGGCCACUGCCUCAGAAUGAGUGGUUCCUUCUUGACAUCGCUGGAGAGGAAGAAGUAAUGUGAGAAGGUUGACCGUAUCUCCAGAAGAGGUUGUAAAUAUUAGGUAGAUAGGAAAUAUUAUUAGGAUAGAUCUGUAAAUAUUAAUGUAUUAUCUCCAGAAGAGGUUGUAAAUAUUAGGUAGAUAGGAAAUAUUAUUAGGAUAGAUCUGUAAAUAUUAAUGUAUUAAUAUAUAAAUAAAUAAAUU